UUUUUUUUUUUCCAAAUUGCAAUGAAAUAGGUUAUUUAAAUAUUAAGUAACUUUAAUCGAGAUAUAAAAAAAAUAAGUUUAUAUUUUAUUUUAUUUUUUUAUACAUUAGAUCAAAUAUUAUAUUUUUACAAAUAAUAUCCCAAAUAGAGGGUUUUAGUAGGUGUUUUAGCGUGACACCGAAGAUACUUUUUGUAGAUGUUUUAGCGUGAAAAAUUACUUUUUGUCUGCUCCUAAUCUUUUAAUCCUAAGUUAACAAACUACUUUCUUCGUAUAAUUUCAAUUUGUUGGAAACAACCAUUAUUAUUAUUUUUUAUCUUAAAUAACUUUAAGCUUGUCAUAUAUUUUAAGUUAUAAAUCGUUUGAAGUCAUGUAUUUUAACAUGUGUAACAUAUUAUUAUAUCUCAACAAAUUUUAUUAAAGCUAAUUGCGUAAACAUAUAAAAUCGUUGGAAAACCUUUUAAUAUGGAGAACACACCAAUCACGUUAGUUCGAUGCCGAUACGUGCCGACGCUUAACUCAAUAACUCCCCUUUGGGCUUUCCCCCUCCAACUCCAUCUCCGUCUCUGCACUUCUGCCGUCGAAUCCUUCAAUGGCGGCCCUCAUCCGCCUCUUCAAACCCCAAUUCUCAUCUCUACUCAGGCGAUCACUUUCCUCCACCACCACCACUGCCACCGUUUCCGAAAUCCAGCCUCAACGUCAACGUUCCAAUUCUUCCAUUCUACCGCCGCUUACUGAUGAUCUCAAGGGUUCUAAGAAUUUCCAGUGGGUGUUUCUAGGUUGUCCCGGCGUCGGAAAGGGAACAUAUGCCAGUCGACUCUCCACUCUUCUCGGUGUUCCUCACAUCGCCACGGGUGAUCUCGUUCGUGAAGAGUUAUCUUCCUCUGGUCCUCUUUCUCAUCAGCUCGAGGAGAUAGUAAAUCAAGGGAAGUUAGUUUCAGAUGAAAUCAUAUUCAACUUAUUGUCGAAGAGACUCGAAGCUGGAGAAUCAAAAGGUGAAUCAGGAUUCAUUCUAGAUGGUUUUCCACGAACACUAAGACAAACUGAAAUUCUUGACGAGGCGACGGAAAUUGAUCUAGUGAUAAAUCUGAAACUGAGGGAAGAUGUAUUGAUUGAGAAAUGUCUGGGACGAAGGAUAUGCAGCGAAUGUGGAAAAAGUUUCAAUCUGGCUUCAAUCAAUGCAAAGGCAGAAAACGGUUAUCCUGAAAUCACCAUGGCUCCGCUUCUUCCACCUUCACAGUGUUCAUCGAAGCUCAUUACUCGUGCUGAUGACACUGAACUAGUUGUCAGAGAGCGGCUUCGUAUCUACAAAAAACAGAGUGAACCAGUGGAGGAUUAUUACAGAAAGCAAGGGAAGUUAAUGGAGUUUGAUCUUCCCGGCGGGAUCCCGGAAUCAUGGCCAAAGCUGCUGGAAGCCCUUAACCUAGACGACUACGGUGACAAAUGGUCAGCGGCGGCGUAGUUGACCGAGUUUAUGAUUAUGGAAUAAUAAAUAUGGAUACCAAAAUAUCUGUCAAGUAACACAACAGGUGCAGGUGGCUAUCCAAGUUAUGAAUUUAUACUGUAAAAAUUACACAAAUGUUAUAGAACAGUGAAUUUUGGCACUUCAUUCUUAUUGUAUUUCUUUUAAAAGUAUACCCUAGUGAAUAUAUUUUUUUCUUUUUUUUUUCACUAAAUGUCAGUUUCUACUAAAUUUGACAUAUAUUUUUUUUGAUUUUUUUUUUUUUUUUCUACUUGUGAUUUUAA
Molecule: messenger RNA, 1743 nt
Organism: Lactuca saligna
Lineage: Eukaryota; Viridiplantae; Streptophyta; Magnoliopsida; Asterales; Asteraceae
Source: the annotation of a GenBank genome assembly